Molecule: messenger RNA, 5961 nt
Organism: Notodromas monacha
Lineage: Eukaryota; Metazoa; Arthropoda; Ostracoda; Podocopida; Cyprididae
Source: the annotation of a GenBank genome assembly
AUUUGUCAUCUCGUUACCCUGACAGACCUAAAAUGAAACAGCGACAGGUGUGAAUGUGAAAGUAAAAAAAAAAACGCGAUGGCGGAAGCCGCAAGUAGCUCAACACCGGCGGCUGAAGCUGGCGCGCUAAUUGCGUCAUGGGAAGAAUCCGGUCGAACUGAAGAUUUCAACCUGAUUGCCUUCCUCCACUCGGUAGCCGAGGUGGUGGAACGUGAAUACAACAUGUACCUUCGUCAAGACCCCGAUCCAUUCGACGAUCGCCACCCGGCCAGAGCAGAUCCGAACUGCAACUUCGGAGCAGUGCUCAAGGCGAUUUUCAAGAAGGAGCAUUUCUACUCAAAGCUAACGAGGGAAUACACGCGGGAUAAUUUCUAUCCGAAUUCGGAACGGAGUGCGGAAUUGAAUACGGCUGCGUGUCGAGUGUUGCUUAGCUUGAUGCCCGGCUUAGAGCCGCCAGUGGUGUUCACAGACGCGGAUGUGUUGAUUUCGCGACUUAUCAAGUGGGUCGAGACUGGCGUCGACCCGUUGUGUUCCUAUGCGACUGGUUUGCUGGGAAUCGCGAUGCAAAUUCAAGAGAUUCAAGUGCAGUUUUCGGAAAAGUGCGCGUCGUUGGUUCCCGUGUUGAUUGAUCGACUCGCGAAGGCUCAUGUGGAAUAUUUUGCCAUUGGUGACGCUGAGAAGGAACCCAGCCUUUAUCCACUGGAUCAAGAAAAUAACCGGAAACGAAUGAGUGAACCUAUUCAAGAUGGGCCACCGCCGAAAAUAAUGCGGAUUAAGUCACCGAAGAACGUGUUGGUUGAUGGGGAAACUUCGAAUUCGUCGUGGAUGGAGAUGCAGCCGCUGAUGUUCAUGAGCUAUCAGAUUCAUCCGUUGAAUGUGGAGACGAAGCAGAUUUUCUUGUUGAGAUUCCUGACUCCUCUUUGUGAUUCCCCGGAUUUCCUCAGCACCGUUUUGAAGCAGAAUUUAACGCAGCUUGUGUUGAAGUAUGUGGAUGUCUCAGCCAACAAAAACGGAAGACUUGCGUUCGAAGCGUGCCGAAACCUAUCAGCUCAGAUGUGCCACAAGAAGGUGGCGACGGAUUUUUUGCAGAUGGACGGCCUCCAGAAAUUGCUCAACGUGCCUCGGCCAUCAGUCGUAGCCACAGGUGUCGGCUACUGUCUUUAUUACUUAGCUUCCUCUGCGGACGCCGUGGAAAAAAUUUGCCAGUUACCCGAGGAAAUCAUCGAGCGGUUAUUCCGCUAUGGCUUGUGGCUUUUGGAAUGCUCGCACGACUCGGCGAGGGCUCAUGCGACCUUGUUUUUUACGUACCUGUUCAGAUACCGGAUUUUGUUGGCUAUGUUCGACCGGCUCGGUGGCCUGCGUCAUUUGUAUAACAUCAUUGCGACGCAGAAGAUCCUCGACGCGGAUCCCCCGGGUGAUCAGAAUUUGAGCGACGAUGACGAGGCGGAAGCGAGACAGGCUGUGCGACAUGUUUGCAAUGCUCUAGCAAAGUAUUUUGAAGCUCAUUUGCUGCAGUUGGCGGAAGAUGUGGCAGACAUGAGCAUGUCUGUGCAGCAGCCCUGGGGCUAUGGAGCUUCCCCCGCGUCCAGUAUUGGAGGAACUUCCCGCAGCAUCUCUGCGCUGAGGAUUCCCGAUCUUUCCGGGGAUCGUCUCACACUGAUCCUUGAACUCGCCAGUGCCCGUCGAAGUUGGGUACCCGUGACAAGGUUCUCUAAACUCGGUGGGAUCGGGCUUCUCCUGCGAGCCAUCGGCAUGUGUCUCGGCUGGUCAAUGAACGGCCGAGCCGAGGCCUUGAAGAACGCCCUGGACGUGCUGAGCAUUUGCGCCAUUGCUCCAGCGGUGCAGGAGUCGUUUCGGUCGGAAGUGGCCUUGAUGGACGACCAAGGGCGGCAUAUGGCGGCUGGGAUUUCCAUCAUACUGACGGCGUGUCAACCGGAUAAAUGCUCUGACCCGGAAGUGCAAAAGGCCGCCUUGCAAGUGUUGAUUCCGUGUAUUUGUGUUACGCCUACGAAUAAGGCUGUGGUGGGGCCUGUGACGCCCGGGGAUGCCAGACAGAGGAACAGGACUCACAAGUUUGAGGACUCGUUGAGUAGACGGAUGAGGGAAUGCGUCAGGGCCAACAACGGGAUUUUGAUUUUGUAUCAGUUGAUGCGGACUGGAUCUCCCAUCACGGAUGCCGACGAGUUGCGGGCGUUGGCCUGUCAAGCACUUGCAGGUUUGGCGAGGAGUGAAAGCGUUCGUCAAGUCGUCGGCAAGCAUUCUCUUUUGAGUGAACUCCAGUCUUACCUCAGAGAACCGAUUCUCCCGGAGAAGAAACGAGAACACCUUCGUUUUUCUCGACAUUUCAUCGAACUUUUGGAACUCGUUUCUGGCGGCGUGAUGGGCGACGGAGAAUUCGCCGGAAAGGAGUACGACAUGUCAAUGGAGGCCCUUCAUCGCAUGGACGUCGUCGCACGGACAAAGAUAAAAUACAAAAAGUCGCAAGUUUUAGCUUUGAUUCAUCAACACUUGAUGUUGGAGGGACUGACAGAAUCCGCCGCGGCGUUAAUAAAAGAGGCCAACUUUGCGCCAAUUCCGGUGGCGACGCCGGCGCCGCUGCCACCGCCGGUUACCCCAGUGAGAAGCAUAGGAACGUCGCGACAGUUGACGUACAGUUCGAGUUUCCACGCAGGGACGCCGUUGGUGAACGGGUAUGGACCACCUGCGACGCCCAUGCGGCUCACGUUGCAACCGUCGCGACAAAAUAGUCCAGCUGCUGCCGUUGCCAAAAGCUUGUUGUAUGGGGCAUUUGGAUCAUUGCACUUCUUUGUUGUCAAGAAGGCCAGUGAAUUGAAUGGAGAGGCUGCUGGCUUGAUGAUGCCUGCGUUGAAGUACUUGUCUACUAGCGCAUUGAACAGGAUUGUCAUUUUGGCAGAUUGUUGGAAGGAGCAGGUAGCAGGUAAGUUUGGCUGGUUCCCUGAGGACUGCUUUGUGAAGGUAGGUUCACCGCCAGAUGUGCUUUUUGCAGCUGGUUUGGCUGUGGUGUGCUUGUGGAGCCAAAAAUUUUCUGCUUCCUCCACUGCUUUGUCCCAAGACAGGUUUUGGUCAUCUGACCAUUGUUCCUGGAGCUUGUCCUGUAGUUUGUCAGAUACCAUGGCCAGCAACUGGUCAAUCAGCAUUUUUUGCUGGAUGUCUGCUGCAGAGGCCGGUCUGUUGUGGGUUGAACCAAGGAACAGGUCAAAGGCACUUCACCGCUCGGCGACGUCGGAAUCGACGGCACGACCGUCGAAGUCUUCCCAAACCAAGAAGACGGUCACGCUGGACAAGCUCGUGACGGACUAUUUGGCGAACCAGCACGCUCGCUGCAAGAACCCGAUGAUUACCUGUCCGGAAUUCGACCUAUUCCAGCCGCACAAGUGUCCGGACCGACGAGGAACGACUCAGGCCUCGUGGAAUUUGUCUGCGCGAAUAGCGAACCGAGGCAUUUUCCCGAAGUAUGGCGGCAAGGACGGGGCGGCGUUGACGUGUCGGCUGCUGUGGUCCCGGUUUCAACCCAUCACUCAUCCGACAAUACGAGCGCGAGACAUGGUUGAUGAGUUGUGUAGCUUUUCGACCUGCUGCUUUUCGCCGGAUGAUCAAUUCAUCAUGGCAGGGGAUGAUUUGGGAAACCUGCGCUUGUUCAAUAUCAUCACUGGCGCCGAAGAAGGCACCUACAGUUGUCAUGAUGCUCCGUUGACAAACUUGCAACCAUACAAGGACCGGAGUUUGCUGCUCACUUCCACAAAUCAAGAUGCCGGUGCUGGUCCGAAAUCCUGUUUAUGGUCAAUGGGGGAAUACUUCGACAUGAAAACGGUAUUCUUGAACGACAGCCACGUCGAAUGGGGCAAGGGAAGAGAACAAGACUUGAUCAUCGGCACGAUGGGAGCAACAGCUCAUAUUUACGAUGCAACCACUGGACAAUUGACAACAACUCUAACACCGCCCGAAGGAUACCACAAUUCGUACACUCAAAACCGAGCUACAUUUUCCCCUUGCGAUGAGCUCGUUUUAUCGGACGGGGUCUUGUGGGAUUUCCGCGGAGGCAAGCCCGUGCACAAGUUUGACAAGUUCAAUUUGGCACUGAAUGGACUGUUCCAUCCGAACGGACUGCACAUCCUGUCGAACACGGAAGUGUGGGACAUCCGGACGUUUCAUCUGUUUCGCCAGGUGCCGGGCUUGAAGUGUCGCGACGUGCGGUUCAAUAACAGCGGAGACGUGUUCUUCGGCAUCCCGUUUUUCAGUUCUCCCAUGGAGUCGAGGGACGAUGCGGUGUUCACGGCGUCCCAAACGAAUUUCCGCACCUUCUACUCCCACGACUUUUCGAGUAUCGGAACGUUCGAAAUGCGCCGAGACAUUCUGGACCUCGCCGUGGACCGUCGAGACCAGGAACUCGUGACAGUGGAAUGUUCAUCCGAGGACAGCUUUAUUCGAAGAUAUACUGUGGGUCGUAGAGGCAAAGACAGUGAUGAUGAAUGCGAAGGGGAAGGUGAUGAAGAGCCUGGGCCGGAUGAUGACGGAGGUGAAGGCGGCGACGACGACGAUGACGAGGAUGAUGAUGAAUCCGCUGGAGAACGGCUGAAUUUGCAGAGAAUUAUGAACAUGUUUGCAAAUCCACGCGACGCGCGUUCUGACUCCAGCUCAACAUACGAUGAUCGGAUGUCCCGUCGUUCGGAUUGGGCAACUGUCCGAGACGGUGUCGAUGGUAGUGAUUCGGAGUUUACGACAGUGUCGACGUCGACUUCAUCGUCUGCUUCUUCGUUGUCUGGUGACGCGGAUGUCAUUGAACUGAACGAUUUUGAGUUCGUUGACACGGACGGAGUCGUGAGAGAGCCUUUAAAUGGAGAUGGCAGUGACACCGGUCAAAGUCGGUCAGGUCGAGAUUCGCCUUGGCCAGGGCUGGCGGCGGCUUUGGAACGCGACAGAGACGAUCGUCGUCGCCAAGUGGCCCGAAGGUCUGCCCACCCUGCCCGUCGUUUUCAGUACGGUAACAGACGGGGAUGGCGCCGGCGACACGCGGGUCGAAUAGCAAUUUCGCGCGACUCAAACAUGACUUUGUCCGAUUCGCGCGAGGCAAAACGUGCGAAGCAUCUGGUCGUGGACACCGGCGCAUUUUUGCAACCGUGUCGACUAGACGAUUUUGGCGAGACAAUUUACACGGUUCGCGCGGUGGUUGACGAAAUUCGUGACAAGGCCGCGAGGCAGCGUUUGGCAUUGUUGCCGUUUGAGCUCGUCUACAAGGAACCGGAACCGGAAUCCAUCUUGUUUGUGACUGAAUUUUCGAAGAAGACCGGUGACUAUCCAGCGUUGUCUUCAACCGACAUACGAGUUAUUGCCUUGACUCAUACGUUGCAGAAACAGUUCGUUGGUCUUGAUCAACUUCGAACAGAGCCCGUCAAAUCCGUCAAAGUCGUGAAGAAACAGUCGAAUCCGGUGCCGAUCUCGGAACUUCCGGGUUUCUACUUCCCGAAAAAGCACCCACCCAAACGGAAGCAUUUAUCUUCUGAAUCGAGAAGCCAAAGCUCUGCUUCCCACGUUGCAGAUUCCGAGUCUAAUACCCCGGAAGAACAUCUCUCGACAGUUGUUGAAUCAGAGAAAGAAAGUGCGGAACCAGUGCAUCAAGAAGGAGAAAUAAUUGCCGAAGCAAAGGAAGUAAAUCCGGAAGAAAAGGAGAAAGAUGAACCAAGACAAGAUGAUGAGCAGAUAGAACAUGAGUAUGAGCUUGCAGAGGAGAGUUCCGAAGAUGAAGACGACGAAGAAGAAGAUGACGGAGGAGGAUGGAUUACGCCUUCAAAUAUCAAAAGUUUCCGCGAAAACCAACCUCAAGCCCCACAAUUUUCGUUGCCGAUGCCGAAAGGAGGGAAGCACUCUCACAACCCCCUAAUUGCUGAAGGACAACGAUUUCCUCAACAAAGACCUUCAAGGAAGUCUUUGCAGAAAAUGAAC